Molecule: messenger RNA, 402 nt
Organism: Anastrepha obliqua
Lineage: Eukaryota; Metazoa; Arthropoda; Insecta; Diptera; Tephritidae
Product: acanthoscurrin-1-like
Exons: 1
Coding region: 1-402 (133 amino acids)
Source: RefSeq, a predicted model, not a curated record
AUGUCAAAGCAGGUUGUCAUAUUACUCAUCUUUAUUUUGUUGGUGUUUGGCAUCUUCAAAUCGGCAAUCGCUAGGGGAGGUGGAGGUGGAGGGCAUGGUGGUGGACAUGGAGGUGGAUUUGGCGGUGGACGAGGUGGAUUUGGCGGAGGACGAGGUGGAUUUGGCGGUGGACGAGGCGGAUUUGGCGGUGGGCGAGGCGGUUUUGGUCCUGGACGCGGCAUCGGACCUGGGCGAGGUUUUGGUCCUGGAUUUGGUGGGGGCUUUGGACCUGGGCGCGGUUUCGGUCCAGGAUUCGGUAGAGGCUUUGGGCCUGGGCGUGGUUUUGGUCCGGUCUUUGGCGGAGUUGAUGUCAUAACGUAUGAACCAUAUUGCCCCUACUAUCUUUGGCCGUGCUACUACUGA